Messenger RNA from Chanos chanos (milkfish), 2197 nucleotides. It is a transcript of the gene capn10, whose product is annotated as calpain 10. Gene Ontology annotation, cellular component: cytoplasm. Gene Ontology annotation, molecular function: calcium-dependent cysteine-type endopeptidase activity. Lineage: Eukaryota; Metazoa; Chordata; Actinopteri; Gonorynchiformes; Chanidae. The transcript is spliced from 13 exons. The record is from RefSeq and is a predicted model, not a curated record. Bases 239 to 2197 code for a protein of 652 amino acids. Gene Ontology annotation, biological process: proteolysis.
UAACGGUGAUUUGUGUUUUUACGUAAAUGCAGAUGGACGAUGAGACAUUAUUUUUAGAUGAAUGGCAACUCAUUAAGAUUGUUCCACGUGCAAGAUUUCGGCUUUACACGAUCCCGGUGAAUCCAUGUGUUCGCCAAAAUGUUUAUUCCGUACAAGGAAUGCUGGCGGCAUAACAGCGAGAAUGAAGCUACAGAAAGCCUUGAUUGAUUGACAGCUGCUCAGACGGCUAUCCGUUGCCAUGGAAGCGGAGGCUGACAAAGAUGAUCUACUUGAGGAUCCAGAUUUCCCAGUGGGUGACUCGGCACUAUUCUCUGACUACUCCACACCACUCUCCAAACUUCUUGGACAGGUGACGUGGCUCCGACCACAGGAAAUCUGUGAGACUCCUACGCUCUUCCCUGACAACCCAGCUGAGGGCCAUGCAAAACAAGGCAUUCUGGGAGAUUGCUGGUUCCUGUGUGCGUGCACUAUGUUGCUUAGGAACCGAUACUUGAUGGACAAGGUACUGCCCCCAGAUCAGCCGUGGUGGGGUGAGAGUGGUUACCGUGGCGACGUCCUCGUGCGGUUCUGGCAGAACGGGCACUGGACAGACGUGCGGGUGGACGAUCGGCUUCCCUGCGUCGCCAACAAACUUUGCUUCUCCCACUGCGUGUCCCAUGAUGCAUUCUGGGUAGCCCUUCUGGAGAAAGCAUAUGCCAAGUUACGGGGCUCGUAUGAGCGUUUGUGGGCGGGGCAGGUGUGCGAGGCUUUGGUGGACCUGAGCGGUGGAUUGGCUGAGCGCUGGAGCUUGAAGGCGGAGGAGCAACAACAUGUGAACUCAGACGUAGCGGAUGCACUGACUGGGCGGAGACUGGACUUUAAGCUCCUCCCACAUAUGCUGAAAGAGCGUUACACCAUCAGCUGCAGUGUCCACAGCUCCCCUACUGGAGCGAGCGAGCUCGGGCAGUAUCAUGCUUUGAAUGUUCUGGAGUGGACAGAUGUGAGAACACAGGCAGGAGAGGAGGUGCGUCUGCUGAGGAUACGGAACCCAUGGGGACGGAGGUGCUGGGGCGGGGCCUGGACGGACAGUGGGCCGGGCUGGAGCACUCUGGAUCCAGCCUGCGCUAUGGACCUGCUCGGGCGCAUUGACCAAGGGGAAUUCUGGGUAGAGGAGGCGGAGUUCCUCAGCGAAUUUGAUGAGGUCACAGUCGGCUAUCCAAUCAACGACGAGGGCCACCUCCAGAGUAUCUACACUGGGACGGUCCUGAGCCACACCCAUCAGAUUGGUGGCUGUUGGGUGACGGGUCAGUCGGCAGGGGGUUGCCGUAACAGCAGUAGCUAUGGCAACAAUCCAAAGUAUUGGCUGAGAGUGCGUGAGGCUGGAGAGGUGCUGGUCUCUCUCCAGCAGUGCAGAAAAUACUUCACGGAGCGCAGUUACACAGUACAGUCACCAGGGGGCAGCAGCCAGCAGCCUUCUCAGCACCAUGCCAUUGCCAUACACAUGUGGAAGGUGGAUGGGAAGCGUGUUAACGUGACGCGGACGUUGAGUAAGACGCCUUGUGCUUCGACGCACUGCCAUGCAUAUGAGCGUGAGGUGGUUUUACACACACACCUGAGUGCUGGCUUCUACCUGCUCAUACCCAGCACCUUCCAGCAGGGGGCAGCAGGGAGCUUCCUGCUCCGUCUGCAUUCUUCCAGCUCUGCCAGCUUCAGUGCUGUGAGAGCGGCAGUGCCCUUGUUGCCGUCGGUAACAGACGGGGAGUGGGAGACGACUCAUUCUCAGGGCAGCUGGAUCCCCGGAUCCUCGGCCGGAGGCGGCCGGAAUUUUCCUUCCCACGGAGAGAACCCACGAAUACCGCUCACCGUGACCUAUGAUCCCGGGGGAACCAAUGUCAGGGUCACGCUAUGGCAGAGCGGCCCAGACAGCGAUCUCCACGCCAUCGGAUUUCACAUUUAUACAGCGGUGGAAAGCAGCUCAGUUUGCGACUCUGAGCCAGUCGUUAGCUGUGUUCCUCACUGUUACAGUCGGGAGGUGUGUGUGAGCUGCACACUCUCUCCUGGUCAAUACAUCAUCAUCCCCUCUACAUACCAACCCAACCUCAAAACCAGCUUCAACCUCACCGUCCAGCGCAGGAUAUACCGGAAAGUGGUGAACAGUCAGGAACGUUUAGGACAAGCAAUACAAGAGGUGUCUAACGUCUCUGUGAUGCGGUGCUAG